CUCCGACGGGGCGGGCCGGGGGCGUCGCCCUCCGUCCCCGUGUCGCAGACGCCCGGGGCCUUGAGGUCGCUGGGGCCGGCCGGGGGCGGGCCGGCUCGCGGGUAGUCGGCGUCCCCGCCCCGGGCCCGCCGGGCGCCGGGCCGGAUGGGCUGCACCGUGAGCCUGGUGUGCUGCGAGGCGCUCGACCCUGCGCCCCACUGCGGUCCGCAGACCCCCGGGACUCCGCCGGGCUCGGCGCGGCCCGAGCUGUGUGAGCCCGGGGGUGCGGUGCGAGCCCAGAGGGGGCGGCUGCUGCUUCAGCCAGAAGACCUGGAUGCCCCCAAGACCCACCACUUCAAGGUGAAGGCCUUCAAAAAGGUGAAGCCCUGUGGCAUAUGUCGACAGGCCAUCACUCGGGAGGGCUGCGUCUGCAAAGUCUGCAGCUUCUCCUGUCAUCGGAAAUGCCAGGCCAAGGUGGCUGCCCCUUGUGUUCCUCCAUCCAGCCAUGAACUGGUGCCCAUCACCACAGAGAGCAUACCCAAGAAUGUAGUAGACGUGGGGGAAGGAGACUGCCGGGGUGGAAGCUCUCCGAAAAGCCUGGAGGAGGGCGGCUCCAUGAGAGUUUCCCCAAACAUCCAGCCUCAGCCACAACCUGUCAGUCUCUCUAGAAACAUGAGCAUCAGCCGGGCCAUGGAAGACAGUUGUGAGCUGGACCUGGUGUACGUCACCGAGCGCAUCAUCGCGGUGUCCUUCCCCAGCACAGCCAAUGAGGAGAACUUCCGCAACAACCUCCGUGAAGUGGCCCAGAUGCUGAAGUCCAAACAUGGGGCCAACUACCUGCUAUUCAAUCUCUCCGAGCAGAGGCCUGACAUCACGAAGCUCCAUGCUAAGGUCCUGGAGUUUGGCUGGCCUGACCUGCACACACCGGCCCUGGAGAAGAUCUGCAGUGUCUGCAAAGCCAUGGACACCUGGCUCAAUGCAGAUCCCCACAAUGUUGUUGUUCUCCACAACAAGGGGAAUCGAGGCAGGAUUGGGGUUGUCAUUGCCGCGUAUAUGCACUACAGUAACAUUUCGGCCAGCGCCGACCAGGCUCUGGACCGGUUUGCAAUGAAGAGAUUCUAUGAGGACAAGAUUGUGCCUAUAGGCCAGCCAUCCCAGAGGAGGUAUGUGCAUUACUUCAGCGGCCUACUCUCUGGCUCCAUCAAAAUGAACAACAAGCCUUUGUUUCUGCACCAUGUGAUCAUGCACGGCAUCCCCAACUUUGAGUCUAAAGGAGGGUGCCGGCCAUUUCUCCGUAUCUACCAAGCCAUGCAACCUGUGUACACAUCUGGCAUUUACAACAUCCCUGGAGACAGCCAGGCCAGCAUCUGUAUCACCAUCGAACCGGGGCUGCUCCUGAAGGGAGACAUCUUGCUGAAGUGUUAUCACAAGAAGUUCCGUAGUCCAUCUCGAGAUGUCAUCUUCCGCGUGCAGUUCCACACCUGUGCCAUCCAUGACUUGGGGGUUGUUUUUGGGAAGGAAGACCUGGAUGAGGCCUUCAAAGAUGAUCGGUUUCCUGACUAUGGCAAAGUGGAGUUUGUCUUUUCCUAUGGGCCAGAGAAAAUCCAAGGCAUGGAACACCUGGAGAAUGGGCCCAGUGUAUCUGUAGACUAUAACACCUCCGACCCCCUCAUCCGCUGGGAUUCCUAUGACAACUUCAACGGGCAUCAUGAGGAUGGCAUGGAAGAAGUGGUAGGUCAUACCCAAGGGCCGCUGGAUGGGAGCCUGUAUGCCAAAGUGAAGAAGAAGGACUCCCUGAAUGGAAGCUCAGUGCCUGUCACGACUGCACGGCCUGCCCUGUCAGCCACCCCCAACCAUGUGGAGCACACGCUGUCUGUGAGCAGCGACUCCGGCAACUCCACAGCCUCCACGAAGACGGACAAGACUGAUGAGCCUGUCUCUGGGGCUACCACUGCCCCCGCUUCCCUGAGUCCCCAGGAGAAGAAAGAGCUGGAUCGUUUGCUAAGUGGCUUUGGUGUAGACAGAGAGAAGCAAGGCGCCAUGUACCGGGCUCAGCAACUCAGGUCCCACCCAGUUGGGGGUCCAACUGUGUCCUCCCCUGGCCGCCACAUCGUCCCAGCCCAGGUUCACGUCAACGGUGGGGCUCUGGCAUCUGAGCGGGAGACGGACAUUCUGGAUGACGAGCUGCCCAUCCAAGAUGGGCAGAGUGGUGGCAGCAUGGGCACACUGUCCUCCCUGGAUGGGGUCACCAACACCAGCGAAGGUGGCUACCCAGAGACCCUGUCUCCACUGACCAAUGGUCUGGACAAGUCCUAUUCCACAGAACGUAUGCUCAAUGGCGGAAGCUACCCCUAUGACUCUGCCAACCUGGUGAUGCCGGUCCACAGCAGUCACUCGGCCCCUAUUCGGCCCUCCUACUCUGCUCAGGAGGGCUUAGCCGGCUACCAUCGUGAGGGACCCCACCCAGCCUGGUCACAGCAAACGACCAGUGCCCGCUGUGGCUAUGACCCAACUGGUCUAUUCCGAUCCCAGUCCUUUCCAGAUGUGGAGCCCCAACUGCCCCAAGCUCCAACCCGUGGGGGCAGCAGCCGAGAAGCUGUGCAGAGGGGGUUGAAUUCGUGGCAGCAGCAACAGCCUCACCCACCUCCCCGCCAGCAGGAGAGAGGCCCAUUGCAGAGCCUUGCCAGCAGCAAGCCUAGCCUCCAGCUAUCAGCAGAGGCCCCUGUUCCUGCUCUCCCAGAGUUUCCAAGGGCAGCCUCCCAGCAGGAGAUCGAGCAGUCCAUUGAAGCCCUCAAUAUGUUGAUGCUGGACUUGGAGCCAGCUUCAGCUGCUGCUCCUCUUCAUAAAUCCCAGAGUGUGCCUGGGGCCUGGCCAGGGGCUUCCCCACUCUCCUCCCAGCCCCUCCUGGGCUCUUCCCACCAGUCCCACCCACUGACCCAGUCCCGAUCUGGUUACAUCCCCAGUGGGCAUUCCCUCGGCACCCCGGAGCUUGUCUCUUCUGGCAGGUCUUAUCCACCUUACGAUUAUCAGCUGCGUCCUGCUGGAUCCAACCAGAGUUUCCAUCCAAAGAGCCCAGCCUCUUCCACCUUUCUUCCAAGUCCCCAUAGCUCUGCAGGGCCUCAGGAGCCCCCAGCCUCUCUUCCUGGCCUUAUCACUCAGCCUCAGAUCCCACCAAAGGAAACUACUUCAGACCCCUCCCGAACUCCAGAGGAAGAGCCGCUGAACCUAGAAGGGCUGGUAGCCCACAGGGUAGCAGUAUACAAUGCCAGACUGCAGGGCCUGAGGCAGAGUGGCAGCUCCCAACCCUUUCCUCUCCACAGGCUCCGAUCUGCCUCCCUCUCUGGGGUUCAGGCUCGGGAGAGGCAGCCUGCAGAGCCCCCUGCCCCACUCCGGAGGCGGGCAGCCAGUGAUGGACAGUAUGAGAACCAGUCUCCGGAGGCCACAUCCCCGCGUAGUCCUGGGGUCCGCUCCCCGGUCCAGUGUGUCUCCCCUGAGCUGGCUCUUACUAUUGCCCUCAAUCCUGGAGGGCGGCCCAAAGAGCCCCAUUUGCAUAGCUACAAGGAGGCCUUUGAGGAGAUGGAGGGAACCUCCUCCAGCAGCCCGCCACCCAGUGGGGUGCGCUCUCCUCCUGGUCUGGCCAAGACACCCCUGUCUGCUCUGGGUCUGAAACCCCACAACCCAGCCGACAUUCUACUGCACCCCACAGGUGUUGCUAGAAGACUGAUCCAGCCAGAGCCCAGGAGCUAUGUGGAGUCUGUGGCGAGGACAGCAGUGGCCGGGCCACGAGCUCAGGAGGUUGAGCCUAAGAGCUUUAGUGCACCAGCUGCCCAUGCCUAUGGACACGAGACACCCCUGAGGAACGGGACCCCCGGUGGCUCCUUUGUCUCCCCCAGCCCGCUUUCCACAAGCAGUCCCAUCCUCAGCGCUGACAGCACUUCCGUGGGCAGUUUCCCAUCAGGAGGAAGCAGUGACCAGGGUCCCCGGACACCCAUCCACACCAUGCUGGACUCCGGCAUCCGCUCCGGCAGCCUGGGGCAGCCAAGUCCUGCAGCACUGAGUUACCGGAGCUCCUCACCUGUCCCGGCUGGUGGCGGCAGCUACAGCAGCCCUGACUACUCCCUUCAGCCGUUCAGUUCUUCUCCAGAAAGCCAAGGCCAGCCACAGUUGAGUGCGGCCGGCGUCCACAUGGUGCCUGGGAGCCCUCAGGCACGACACAGAACAGUGGGCACCAACACUCCACCUAGUCCUGGUUUUGGUCGGCGGGCCAUCAACCCCACCAUGGCUGCCCCUGGUAGUCCCAGUUUGAGCCACCGGCAGGUGAUGGGUCCAUCUGGCUCUGGUUUCCAUGGUAAUGUGGUUUCUGGCCACCCAAGCAGUGCAGCGACCACUCCUGGAAGCCCAAGCCUGGGCAGGCACCCUGGGGCCCACCAAGGGAAUCUGGCCUCCAGUCUCCAUGGCAAUGCAGUUCUUAGCCCUGGGAGCCCUAGCUUGGGCCGGCACCUGGGUGGGUCUGGCUCUGUGGUUCCUGGCAGCCCCAGCUUGGACCGGCAUGCAGCUUAUGGUGGCUACUCUACCCCUGAGGACCGAAGACCAACACUGUCUCGACAAAGCAGUGCCUCCGGCUACCAGGCUCCUUCCACACCCUCAUUCCCUGUCUCCCCUGCCUACUACCCUGGCCUGAGCAGCCCCGCCACCUCACCCUCGCCAGACUCAGCCGCCUUCCGGCAAGGGAGCCCAACACCAGCCUUACCGGAGAAGCGGAGAAUGUCAAUGGGAGACAGGGCGGGCAGCCUCCCCAACUAUGCCACCAUCAAUGGGAAAGUGUCCUCCUCACCUGUUGCCAAUGGAAUGUCCAGUCCCAGUGGGAGCAGCACCGUCUCCUUCUCCCACACGCUUCCAGACUUUUCCAAGUACUCUAUGCCAGACAAUAGUCCCGAGACACGAGCUAAAGUGAAGUUUGUCCAGGACACUUCCAAGUAUUGGUACAAGCCUGAGAUCUCCAGAGAGCAGGCCAUUGCACUCCUGAAGGAUCAGGAGCCAGGGGCCUUCAUCAUUCGUGACAGCCACUCCUUCCGAGGGGCCUAUGGGCUGGCCAUGAAGGUGUCCUCGCCCCCUCCAACCAUCACCCAGCAGGGCAAGAAAGGAGACAUGACCCAUGAGCUGGUGAGGCACUUCCUGAUAGAGACAGGCCCUAGAGGAGUCAAGCUCAAGGGCUGUCCCAAUGAGCCAAACUUCGGCUCCCUGUCUGCCCUGGUCUAUCAGCACUCUGUCAUCCCACUGGCCCUGCCCUGUAAACUGGUCAUUCCAAGCCGAGACCCCACAGAUGAAUCAAAAGAUAGCUCAGGCCCUGCCAACUCAACCACUGACCUGCUGAAGCAGGGAGCAGCUUGCAAUGUGCUCUUCAUCAACUCUGUGGAUAUGGAGUCACUCACUGGGCCUCAGGCCAUUUCCAAAGCGACAUCUGAGACUUUGGCUGCUGACCCCGCACCAGCCGCUACCAUUGUUCACUUCAAGGUCUCUGCCCAAGGAAUCACACUGACUGACAAUCAGAGAAAGCUCUUCUUUAGGCGACACUACCCUCUCAACACCGUCACCUUCUGUGACCUGGAUCCACAAGAAAGAAAGUGGAUGAAGACAGAGGGAGGGGCUCCUGCUAAGCUCUUCGGCUUCGUGGCCCGGAAGCAGGGCAGCACCACAGACAACGCUUGCCACCUCUUCGCAGAGCUUGACCCCAACCAGCCCGCGUCUGCCAUCGUCAACUUCGUCUCCAAGGUCAUGCUGAGUGCAGGCCAGAAGAGAUGAAUCUUGGAGGCCUUGGGGGUGGGGCCUGUGGGGGAGGGGAUCUGCGAAUCCUGACCACCUUGAAUUCAGAAAGAGAACUUUGGGUCAACCGUGGAGAAGGAGAGAUGAAAGUGCAAUGCGGGGAGAGGGAAGUGAAUUUCGGAGGGAAGGGGAGGGGAAGGAAGAGGAAGGAAGGACUGAAGUGAGGGUCUCAGAAUCCCCUGGCUCCCCUCCCCCCCUCAGAGAGAAUUGAGCUCCCCGCAGGGAACACACAGGCCUCUUUGGGGGACCAUAUUUCACAGAGCAAUGAAAAAGCUCGUUCUCUCUAACACUCCUGCUUUGAGAGAAGAAGACUCCCUCUCUGGAGGUCGCUAAACCCAGUGGCUAGGGAAUGACAUCAGGCGGUGACACUUCUUCACAUUUUGCUUGGCCCGAGCCACCCGUGGUCCGCGCUUGCCCUGACUUCCUGUUGCGGGGCGUAAAUGUGCCCUUGCGAGCUGACUGAUACCUGCCUGUAUCCACUCAGAUUACAAACAGCUCUGCUUGCCUGUGUCCCUUGUGAUACACGUAGACACACUGUUCAAAGAAGGCUAGGGAUAUGGGGUCCCAAGGUCCCCUUUAGGAGUAUAGCAUUAUGGGUAGCAGAGUUCUCCAUCUCCUUCCCUCUCUCUCUCUCCACCUACCCUCCAGUGGCCCUGGGGGCCUCUAGCCUAUCCCCUGUAGGGACCCUGGUUCAGAGGAAACGGCCAACCUGAAAGCAUUAGCCCUGUUCUGUCUCCUGGAGACUGAAGCUGGGUUGGAGGAAGAGGUGAUGCCCACAGUCUUAGGAAAGAUACCCGUUAGGAAGGGUGGCAUCUGGUUGUGGGGCUCACAGUGAGUUGGGCAUGGGUGUUGUGGGGCUCAUAGCAACUUGGGCAUGCACAUUUGACAGUGCCCAGGACUCUGCCUUUACUCCUUUCCUUCCACCCAGUUCCUGAGCCAGGAGUGCCAGCACUAGCCUUGCACUUAUUCAUCUGCUUGAAGCCCACUGGGGGAUGGGGCUUGUGCCUUUCUGACCUAUCCUAUCCUAUAUAGUCCUCAUGUUGGCUUAUCCCAAGAGCCUACUUCCCAAAGUCCUGCCCAGGGCACCUGGCGGACACCUGGAGACCCCUUUUUCCCCCGUCUGUGUUUUGGGGUCCGACUAUUGCAGAUACCCUUCUGGCUGGGCUGCCCAGGGUGACAUCAGAGUGCCUCUGGGGAUGCUGCUGGAGAACCACAUGGUCCUCCCACAAUGCCAAAGGGUUCCCUGUUUUCCCUUUGCCUUGGUUUCCCCAGCAGAACCAUGCUGCCUAUGGGACAGAGGACAGAAGGUAUGAAUUUAGGCCAAAGGCCUUAUGGUCCAUUUGUGGGGUUGGAAAGGCCCCUGCCACCAUUUAAGCCCGUGGGGGUCCCCUAGGGGUGGCAUUGUACUGAUAUAUAAAUAUAUAUAAUAUAUACAUGAGACAUACUGAUAGAAUCUGUAAGCUAAUAAAAAUAUAAGAAAAGGUUAAAAAAAGAAUAGGUAAAUUGACAAGUAAUAUUUAUUGUUUUCCCAUAUUGCUUUAUUGUUUCUGGCCACAAACUGUUCCCCUCUCUUUUUCUUAUAAGAAGAGCCUGAACUGCAGAGAAUCUUCAUAUUCCAAACAGCCCAGGGCUGGCCUUGGCCUUGACCCUUGCCCUGCCUUCCCUAGGCUACAUCUGGGACUUGGGGGGAUGACAUGCACCAGCUCUUUAACCCCUUAUUUUCUGGCAAACAGUAGUCCAGCUGCCAGCAGUCUGGAUGUGUGGACAGCUGAUUCCAUUGCCACAGGCCGAGCCAGCGUGUGUUUGGGGAUGUGGGUGUGUAUGGCCAUGGUGUGUACAUCUCUUGGAUUUUUUUUCUCCACCAGGGAGCUUUGACUGUGUGGACAUUAUAUAAGGAGCUAGAAAGAAAAUUGUCUGGGUUAGGUGGGGAUCAUAGGUAGAGGCUCUUGCUGGCCCCCACUUCCCAAAGAAUAAAUGGGCUUAUCGGUUAAGGUCCUUCUAAAGUAUCCUUCCCUCUGAGAUAUUCAAGGCAAAUGCCUGGAUUACCCAUUUCCUCAUCACCCAAAUGAGUCCUACUUAUUCCCAAGAUAGGAGGAGACAUUUUCCACACCUUUCUUUGUAAAUGUCCUCCUCCUGUCCCAAACAGCCUGGGGAGUCCUCUCCUGGCUGCAGCGUUGUUCAUGUGAGCUUUGGAGGAGCAUCAGAACCUCUGCACCCUGCCCUGGGCCAGGCUCAAGUCUGGGCUCAGCCUUCAUGUAUGGUUUCACCUCUCCAUACUGCCCUCAGGCCCAAGCCAUGUGUGAGUCAUGUGAAGGACCAAGGUGGGUGCUAACUAGUGGGUAAAUCCUUCCCAACGUGCCUCUAGAAAGAGUGGACCCCCGAGUUCGGCUUUUCUGGAAAGUAUGGUGGAGAAGGGGGGGCCUCACUCAGUUCUUACGCUGGGGACCACCACACUGUAGUCUGCCCUCUUCCUCAUGUGAUUCUCACGGGUGGGCCCCUGCACGCUCACACACGCGAGCGCACACACAGAGACCACACACGCACACACCACUCCAUAUGCAACCUACUCUUGCCAAAGAUUUCCUUUAAACGAGAGCACUUUCACCCAUUGUUGUUUUGUGAAUGAUCUGUUUUGCUGUUGUUUGUUGUUGAGUCUGUAUGUCAGCAGGGAGCGUGCUGUCCACUCUUAAACGUGAAUGCCAGAGGGGCCAGGGGAGCCAAGAGAACAUGGCAGCAUAUGAUGCCAUUAACAAGAUCCCUCAGCCACAGCCCAGCUCCACACCGCUUCUGACAACUCAGAGUAUCUCUGAGGUUGGCCUGGGCCUUCACCUUCCCUGAUAUCUGAGGUGAGACUGCAGAAAGGAACAGUGAUUGAGCCAGGAUUGAGGCCCAGGGAAUUCCCUAUGGUUCUUCUGGGAUGAGGGGGAUAAGACUGAAGAGCUGGGCUAGAAUACAACGGACAGGUGUCCCCAGAGGGAAGGAUGGAAGAAUUAACAACUGGAUGCUGGGGCUGUCAUGCUACUGUGGAGCCCCAGAUCCCUUGUCCGGCCAUGUUUUCGGAAAGAAUCCACAUCUUAGGUUUGGGAAAGGCCAUUUGAGUCAUUUUACAUGACCCCUUCCUGGCAGCUUAGAUAUAGCUGCAGACAAGAUUACUGGGAUUCCUGGUGCACCCCAGCUUUGGAGAAUCUCUAGGGAUACACAUUCUGAGGUUCUAGGGAGGACGCUGUGGAUGUGUGCCCCUGUAGAAAGGGACUUUCGGGGGAGAGAGAGACCUUGUGGCUAGGCCCGAGUAGAGAUCAAACAGGCUCCUUGAGCUGUCUGAUGUGUGCAAGAGAAACCUGUGAGUGAACAGCAGCCAUCCCGCUCUGGCUUGUCUUCUUUAUCCUACUUCCCAGGACUUCUGACCCCUUUUCCCAGCUUCAGAUAUUGGGGAGACUCACCCAAGGGAAGUAGCCCUCUCCUGCCUCCGUGCCUUGGGUCUCCGAAGAGCUUGGAACCCAAAGCUAGGGCCACCCCUGCACUUAAGCCUUGGCCGAAGAUCUCAAGACAGGUGUUUCCAUGGUCAGUGGUGACGGGAUGUGUGUGUGCGUGUGUGUAAGUAUGGGUGCGUGUGUGGUCUGCUCGUCUCUUUCGGGAACUUCGAGGUGGGAGGUGGUAGAUGGAGGGAUGUCAAGUUCCAGGUGACCCGGUAAUGAGAAGAACGAGGAGGUGAGGCCUGACGGGCCACAGAUUGGUUGUGUUUUGGUGCUGAUGUUGGAGGUGACAGCCACGUGGGAUGACGAGGCCCAGCAGGCCCCUUGUGGUCUCCUGUCUCCUCAAAUGGCUGGAAAAAUUGGAGGUUCUCAGUUGGCUUCCAUGCCUGGGAUCCUCACAGCGGCAAGGCCACUGACAUGCGACACACCCAGCGUGUCCUCUCGUCAGUGUUUACAGCCCAGCCCUCCCUGAGGACCCACAUUUGGCUCAUGUGCGUGAGCACGUUGGGGUGUGCAUGAGGUAUCUCUUCACUUUCUUCCCUUCUCUCAUUCGACACAAACAUAAAUUCCUUACACCCUGGUUAUCCCAACCUUGCCUCCUGGGCCCUCUGCUGGGAAACUAGUACCCAGAGUUCCUUCCCUGGACCCCAGUCCUCUGCUGUGUAUUUAUAGAUGGAAAUAUACUUUAUAUUUUGUAUCAUUGUGCCUAUAGCCUCUGCCACCUUGUAUAAACCCUGAUGUAAUGCUAAGUGUUCUGGAUAUGAAUGUAUGUACACGGACGCUGUCCCCCUCUGUACAGCUGCUUGGUCUCCCACGAUCCAUUGUAUGGCUUUAUAAAUGAUAAACUUAAACACAAACCCA
Psammomys obesus (fat sand rat) is the source of this 10136-nucleotide messenger RNA. It is a transcript of the gene Tns1, whose product is annotated as tensin 1. NCBI's taxonomy places the organism in Eukaryota, Metazoa, Chordata, Mammalia, Rodentia, Muridae. The transcript has 35 exons. Gene Ontology annotation, biological process: fibroblast migration. Gene Ontology annotation, molecular function: protein binding. The coding region runs from base 145 to 5781 and encodes 1878 amino acids. The record is from RefSeq and is a predicted model, not a curated record.